Pyrus x bretschneideri (Chinese white pear) is the source of this 1553-nucleotide messenger RNA. RefSeq names its product putative receptor-like protein kinase At3g47110. Bases 62 to 1261 code for a protein of 399 amino acids. Lineage: Eukaryota; Viridiplantae; Streptophyta; Magnoliopsida; Rosales; Rosaceae. The record is from RefSeq and is a predicted model, not a curated record. Gene Ontology annotation, molecular function: protein kinase activity; ATP binding; protein binding. The transcript has 2 exons. Gene Ontology annotation, biological process: protein phosphorylation.
GGUUAGUCUUUCAUUAAAAAAUAAUAAUUUAGAUGGCCAUAUUCCCAGUUCAUUUGGCAACAUGCUAAGCCUCGAAUUCUUGGAUCUGUCCAAAAAUAAUCUGUCGGGAGUGAUUCCAAAGUCUCUAGAAACACUGUUACAGCUCAAGUAUCUAAAUUUAUCUAUCAACAUACUCCAAGGAGAAAUUCCAACAGGUGGUCCUUUCAAAAACUUCUCUGCUCAAUCAUUUGCAUCAAAUGCUGCACUUUGUGGUGCACCGCGACUCCAUGUUCAACCAUGCACAAAUAGUACAGAGAAACCAAAUUCAAAGAAGGCUAGAAAAUAUGUCUUGAAGUAUAUUGUUCCAGGGAUAUUGUCAGCAAUGCUCCUAGGGACCUUUAUAACGUUACUAAUAGUACGCAUGAAAAGGAAUGAGGAAGUUGCAACAAAUGCUAUCUUGUUGCCUGACCAACAUUGGAGAAAAGUUUCAUACCAAGAACUUCUAAGGGUGACAAGCGGGUUUAAUGAAAGCAACUUAAUUGGCACUGGUGGUUUUGGUUCUGUAUAUAAAGGAACGCUUUCAAAUGGGAUGGAGGUUGCAGUAAAAGUUCUCAAUCUACAACUGGAAGAGGCUUUCAAGGCUUUUGAUAGUGAAUGUGAAAUGCUGAGCAAUAUUCGUCAUCGGAAUCUCAUCAAAAUCAUCAAUAGUUGUAACGAAGUUGAUUGCAAAGCCUUGGUACUGAACUACAUGCCUAAUGGGAGCCUUGAGAGGUGGCUGUAUUCGGAAAAGUUUUGUUCAUUGAGUAUCAUAGAAAGGUUGAAUAUAAUGAUAGAUGUUGCAUCGGCACUGGAAUACCUUCACCAUGGAUAUCCAAUACCUAUUGUCCAUUGUGAUUUGAAGCCGGGUAACAUACUCCUAGAUGAGAAUAUGGUUGCACAUGUCGCUGAUUUUGGAAUCGCAAAACUUUUGGGAGGAGGAGAUUCUAUGACCCAGACAUUGACCCUAGCCACAAUUGGGUAUAUGGCUCCAGAGUAUGGGAGAGAAGGAAUUGUUUCAACGAGAGGGGAUGUGUACAGUUUCGGUAUUGUACUCAUGGAAAUAUUCACAAAAAGAAAGCCAACAGAUGAGAUGUUUGAUGAGGAAAUGAGUAUGAAGCAAUGGAUUGCAAAUUUGUUAAUCCAAGAUGCAAUAGUUGACAUUGUGAUGCCAAUUUACUCGAGAAAGAGGCAGAUCAAGAUUUUGUGCGGAAGGGGGAUUUUUUAUCGUCCGUUAUGGGAUUAGCUCUAGCUUGUUGUAGUGAAUCACCUCACGAGAGGAUAACUAUGCGUGAUGCUGCAGCCAUCCUCAGUAAAAUGAAGACCAAGCUUUUGAAGGAUACUGCAGGAUAGCAUCUUUGUUUCUCCCAAAUAUUGUGAAAGUCUACUUAAUUAAUCAACAUUCCUCAAGUCAUCGUUGUUUACUUUUCCUUACAGAUUUCUUCUAAUUUCUUCGUACCAUGCUUUAGUACGUCACACUAUAAGAACGAGAAGCAACAAUUAGUUAUUACUUUUAUCAAUUGUUUGACUUGUCUAAU